Salvia miltiorrhiza (redroot sage) is the source of this 6372-nucleotide messenger RNA. RefSeq lists its product as uncharacterized. The transcript is spliced from 3 exons. Bases 4378 to 5982 code for a protein of 534 amino acids. NCBI's taxonomy places the organism in Eukaryota, Viridiplantae, Streptophyta, Magnoliopsida, Lamiales, Lamiaceae. The record is from RefSeq and is a predicted model, not a curated record.
AAUCCACAUUUGAUACAAUAUAGACACGUAUACAGAAUAUGAAGGUAAAGCUGAAUUUGGUAAACUUCAGUUGAACUGAGACGAUUCUGUUCAAGCUCCCCUAAUUCUGUCAAUGGCGAAAAAUUUGAACUAUCUUCUUCCACCAGUUCGUCAGAGUGAUCAUCAUUCUCCCCCAGAAAAAGGAAAAGCAAAAGAGAAAACUCUUCCAAUCAUCCUAACGUCCAAAAAGAAGGAAAAGCAACGGACAACAACUCAUCCAUGCUUGCUCUGCUACUAGGCUUUGCGCUCUCUUACAUAGUUCAACUUCUUUUUAAUUGCAUCUAUGUGAUCGUGAGUGCGAUUAACUGUGUGUCUACUCUUGUUAAAUGUGUAGCCUAUGUUUUGAUUGUCUGUGGUCGUAGUUGUAGUUGUAGUUGUGUGAUGGCCCUGAAUUCCUGAUCCUGAAUGUGAAUGAUAAAAUUCAAAUCAAUUGCAAAAACGCACGAUAACUGCUUGAGUUUCUGGGUUCAGUAAGUUGAUUGUGCUGAAUUCUGUGUUUUGGGAGUGGAAUUGGGGUCCGGCAGCGGGAACCGUUUCAUUGUACCAGAAAUUCCGCAUUUGGAUCGUAAUUGGUUCAAUUUCGUUUGGGCUGAAGAACUCAUUAAGAAAACUUUGUUUAGUCGUUUCAUUUUAAGAAUUCGGGGUUGCUUAGGGUUCUAGGUCAUGUUGUACUAUCACAUUUUGAUAUUAAGUGUGAAAAGUAUUCACCAUUAGCAUAGUGUCUGGAUUUCUUCGGGCAAUUAAAUAUGCUGUUCAUAUUCUUGUUGACUCGUUUUCAUUUGGGCUGAAGAACUCAUCAAGAAAACUUUGUUUAGUCGUUUCAUUUUAAGAAUUCAGGGUUGCUUAGGGGCUAGGUCAUGCUGUGCUAUCACAUUUUCAUAUUAAGUAUGAAAGGUAUUAGUUUCAAAAAAAAGUAUGAAAAGUAUUCACCAUUAGUAUAGAGUCUGGAUUUCUUCUGGCAAUUAUAUAUGCUGUUCAUAGUCUUGUUGACUUGUUAAAAAAUGCUCGUGCAUUCCAGAGCCAGGUAGCAUGUUGCUUUCUCUGGGAAUGAUAAGCAUGGCCUAGCUGAUGUAGAUAAUGUUUUGACUUGCAAGUUAUAUGGUGUUUAUGUGGUUACUUGUUUAAUUGAGCUAUAAGUCUCCAUCAGUUUUUAUAUUUUCUGAAUUUGCCUCGCCUAAAUCAAGACUUUGAAAAAGAGACACUUGUAUAAGCAAAUUCGAGAGUUUAUCUGGGCUGCCAAUAACUACUAGAACUUCCAGAUCUAAAAUAUCUUAUCCAUGCUGGCCGUGCAAUUCUGCCUAUUGCUAUGUUUUUAUUUCUCGAGAUUGUUUAAAAUACCAAAUGGACUAGAAUUUAGGGAGUUUCUAGCAAUAGCUUUCAGUAUUCAUUGGAGCAAGCUUGAGUAGAAAGUUGAAUGUAAAGCCUAUGAGAGAUGCUGUUUCUAUCAAUUUUGUGCCAUCACUUCCAUUUUUUCCCCAUCUGCUGAUGCUGUAUGGAAAUUCCUUUGUGCAGUUGGCAUCAUGGUUUAUGGCUUUGACAAUUGUCGGAAGGUUACUAUCAAUGAAGUGCUGGACAUACUGUUGGACUUGGCGGGUUGGUAUAUACUUGGCUAGCAGAGUGAGGUAGAUCUUUUCCUGUCUGUUUCCAUCUUAUGUAGUUUAAUGCUUAACUAGAUGUCUUCAUUUUAUACUUGGAUUCUAGAACCUUGGCUUACUUUUCUUUAUCCUAAUAUUUUUUCGCUCUUUUGGUAGAAAUUGUACUGAAAUGGGAAAGUCUUGUGUGGAAGAAUUGCCCUAAGAUUUUUCUUUCUUCUUAUUAUAGGCUAGUGGAUUACUGAAAUGACUAGCAAGAAGACACUUACGCGUGUUUGAUUUUUGGUUAAUUAUAGUUUAUGGCCUGACCUUUAGCCCUAGUUGCAAAAAUAACUCGAUCUCUGAAAUACUGCAAAAAUAGCCCGAUCUUUGGGUCCGAGUUUCAAAUAUAGCCCAGGACUAUAUUUCCGGGCUGACAAUUCAGUCAUGGAAAGUUCGAAUUCGGUGUUGAUACUCUGAUUUAUUUUGUUACUUUUGUAAACUACUUGGAAAUUAUUUUCCAAUUGAGUAUCAAAACGGCGUCGUUUUGAUGCCCAAAAAAUAUCAAAACGACAUCGAUUGAAAAAUAUAUUUCUGCAUAAUUUACAAAAUAAAUCAGAAUAUCCACGUCGGAUUUGGUCCGGGCCUUCCACGUCAUUAUUUUGAGUCCAAAAAUUAAGGCUCGGCUGCUCGGGCGGUAUUUGCAACUCGCGCCCAAAGGUUAGACUAGUUUUGCAACUCGCCACAAAGAUUUGCCAUAAACUAUAAUUAAAUUUAGAUCAUUAAAAUAUGUGUUUAAAAUGAAUUUAUAAAAAUGAUGCAGUUAUUACUAAAAUAUGUGUACGACUAGGUAGGGGUGAGUAUUUGGAUUUUAGAUCAAUUUUUUUGCUAAUCCGAUUCGAAAAUCCGAAAUUUUCUUAAAAUUCAAUCUGAUCAGAAUCAUAUUAUCCAAAUAAUUUUUUUAUUAAAACUUGUGCCAUGGUCAACUAUGUAUAUUUAUGGGGGAUGGAGGGAGUAUCUAACUUAUAUAAAAAUAAAUUUAUUUUUCCAAACAUGAUAACUUAUUAUUCAUAAUCUCUCAUUUCCAAUUUAGAAAAUUCUUGAAAGGUAAGAUUUCCAUAUAUGAGUAUAAUUUACGUUUCUGCAUUUAUUGAAAAUCAAAUUACAAAAAAUAGUUUACGUUAUUAUCUUAAAUAUCAAAAUUGGUAGAAUGUCACAAGGGGUAAUUAGUGAUUUGAAUUCUUUAAGUUUAGAAUGACAUAUAUGGUACUAUAGAGUUUUUUAAUUUUUUAGGGGAGAAAGAAUAAACUAAUAGUUUAUCCAAAAAAUAUUACUUAUAACUGGAAGUAUAAUAAGACUUUUAACGUGCACAAUACUUAAAUCAUGGUUUUAACAAAUACAUACGGCAGGGUAAAGUAACACUUAUAUUUUUAGUUUAUUAUUGCCCAAAGCUACAUAUGGAAGCGGCAAAUGUAGUUGAUAUUAAGGUUGUGGAAGAGGCACCAUUUUGUAUUCAACAAAAGGCAAAGAAAAGAAGAGAUGUAGAAAAUUAAAGGAAAAGAUGGCAUUGUCUUGAAAUAACUAAAUAUACAUUAUGAUUAAUUGUUCUUAUGUUUUUAUGAUAGUUUGUAACAGUAAAUGUUGUUUUCCAACAGUAUGCAACAUUUAUUUGAAAUGCAUUGGACACUUUAGUUUACUUCAAUUCAGAAAUAUUUAAAUGUGCCCUUAUAAUUUAUGUUGGAUCAAGUUUUGCAAGUGAACAGACAAUCUGGAUACUCUAUUGAACAUUUCAUCUUAUAGCAAUUAAUCUAUCAAUAUAUGUGUGAUUACAUUUUAGUAUUUUACAACAAUAAAGAUCAACAUCAUAUAGAAACAAGUACGCAAAACUAUGUUAGUAGUUACAAGGUUGUCUUUGUAAUUUUUUUCCUAUCCAUUCUGUUAUUUGAUUUUCCGCAAAGGUCUCAACCAUCACAUAUUUUUAUUUAGAGUUAUCACCUCAAAUAGAAAUUAGUGGUUGUAAUCACAAUGCAAUAUUAAAAUCUCUUCUCAAAGGGAGGAAAAGUGUUGUUAAAAACUAGUGAAGGAAAAAGAAUCUGGUUUAGAAUACGUUAAUGCUGAUUUUGGCAGAAUGGAGUUAAGCUUAUGAAAUAUAUCUCUUAUGUCACUUUCAAUUUUCAAGAGCAUAAUUCCCCCUGCCAAAAUCUGCUGCAUGCCUUUGACAUUGGAGAUAAAAGAAAUUCCUCUUUAUAACAAAAAAAAAGGCAUGUUUCAGUGGCUGGUUUUGGUAAAGAUCUGAUUAAAUCUAAGCCCAAUUUCUAUCUGUGAAAGGCAAUUCAAGAGUCUCGUUACAAAAGAGUGCUCAUCAUUUUAUCUUUUUCUUUAAAUUUGAAUUUCAUAUUCAGUUUGGGGAAUCUGAUCUUAAGCCUUCCCUCAAGAUUUUCAACUGACAUACCUGAAAAUCUGGUUGCCGUUUCCAUCUUCAUGCAUUCCCCUUUUUGACAGGGAUCAUUUUCUUGAUUUUGGGUUUUUUUCUUCUUCUCAUCUUUGACUUUGGGAAUUGUCUUUUAGUUUUAUUUGUUGGUUCAAGAAAAUAUUUGUUCUUGAACCGCGAGCCUUUCGAUUGCUUUUGAUUCUUCUUCCAGGAGAUCGGUUUUUUUUCCCCCCUCAAUUUCAACUUUGCGCUUGGGCUACCCAUUUUUGGAAUGAUUCUGACCUUUUCCCCCGAAAAUUAGAUACAAAUCUAGUUGUUUAUACACCUGGAUGCAAUAUGAUGGCUAACAGCUGCACGGUGAUGUCCCAAUCAGAGAUUACUUCUCUAAAGGACGCACUUUGUGCUCAGCAAAAGCUUCUGCAGAAACUUUACAAUGAGUUGGAAGCAGAAAGAGAAGCUUCCGCCACUGCAGCUAGCGAAGCUUUAUCUGUGAUAUUGCGUCUACAAGGAGAGAAGGCCGCCGUCAAGAUGGAGGCGGAGCAGUACAAGAGAUUGGCGGAGGAGCGGAUGUGUCACGCGGAAGAAUCCUUUGCCCUAAUUGAAGAUAUGAUCACUGAGAAAGAAAUGGAGGUGGCCGAGUUAGAUUAUCAAGUCCAAACCUACAAGUACCAGUUGAUGAGCAUGGGUUUUGAUGUUCCUUCCAGCGACGAUAUCGCCAUUCCUGAAAACCUUUUCCAUAGAAACGAGUGUCUAGCCGGGGAGACGAGCCUUCACUCCAAGUGUAAGAAGGCUCUGUUUGAAUUGGAAAGCUCCACCAGCGCAGAUCUAGAUUUCAGUUCCAAGCCUGUCGAGGAGGAGCAGUUGGGCCACGAGACAAACGAGUUCGCCUCGUUUGUGUCGGACUCAGAGAAGCUCAAGUUUGAUACCUCGGCUCAUGAUCAAGGCAUGUCUUCUUAUGCUGAGCAGAUUAAGGAUUUAGAGGUGCGGAUAAAAGAGAUGACCGGAGCUGAUGUCACCGGCUUCAUGAGUGAAGCCCCGACUCCAGCCAUUUCUAAACGCUCAAGUGCAGCAAAUUUACCUUCUCUGCCCAACUUGGCUACCUUACUGAACGAGACAAGGAUACCAUCACAGCUAAGCACUGGCACUUCAUACGAGCCAAAUAAAUUAGGCGUUGUGGAUGAUAUUGGCCAGAUUAAGCAUCCAGGAAAUCCAUCAGAAACCACUAAAGCUGUUCAUUCCCCUCGUCCUCCAACAAUCCAUGAUGUUUUUGAGGUUCCGCAGGUUGAGCAGGAACCCACGUCUUGUGAAUCAUCAAGCGAAGACAGACAAAAGGAAGCUUCUGAAGACAAUGAGCUCCUUGAAAUCCAAGUUGAAGCUCACCCAGAAUCUGUUAAACAGAUAACUAAAGAUGAACCGGACUGGAUGAAGAAGCUCGUGCAGUCGACUGACGAUGAGGUUCGGCAGGUUGAUCAGGAGUCCACAGGCAAAGACGGACAAGAGGAAGUUUGUGAAGCUAGUGAGAUCCUUGAAAGCCAAGAUGUAACUCACCCUGAAUCUGUUAAAAAGCUAGCGAAAAACGAACCUGACUGGCUGAAGAAGCUCUUGGAGUCGGCUCACCAUGAGAAAAAUUUAUGUAAACCAAGUGAUGUUGCUGCUAUCGAUCGUGGAAUUGUGCAACCUACAACAAGUGUUGCUGUUGCUUUUGUAUCUGAAUCCAAUUUAGAUAAACCUGAGAUGAGUCAAGAGAUCAUUGAAGGUGAGAGGCCGGCACAAGCACAAUCUUCUGAGAGAGAUGAAGAGCUGAAACUGUUGAAAAAGAUCUGGGAGAAAUUAAAUUUGCUACAGAAUGAGAUUGUGCUUCAGAAAGUGAAGAAAUCUAUUGCAGAAGACGAACCGUCCUUGCAACCUUUAGCUGAGAUGAUGGUCUCCUUUUGGCUUUGAUGAAGCAGUAAGUAAACCCAGAAAUCUGACUUUCACAUUCAGACAUCUCUAUGGCAUCAUCUGAGAAUGUCGCCUCUCUCUCUCUCGUACAGAAUGUGUAUAUUCUGCCUCACCGACACCUGAUUCGUGUAAAAGAAUCUCACUUAUGACGAGAGUAUUAUCAGCUGCAUGCAUGCUGUUCACUUGUACAGAUUCAGUAGUCUCAAUUUUUUUCUACUUACAGAAGAGAGUUUUUUUUCUUUUUCACACUUUCUGAUGUAUAAACCAGUAUUUGGAAAGCCUAUUCAUCGUCGUGAGCCACGAUAUUCCGGUUGGCGUCGUACGAUGUAACUGUGUAAUAGCCUUUACACAAGAUGCUUGUUUUAUGCUAAUAGUUUUCCAGUUUACGAA